CUUUUUUUUUUCUUUUCCGAGUACGUGUGUACUGUGUGUGUGUGCCCCUCAUGUUUUGGCAUGCGUUGCGUGUGGCCUAGCCGGUGCGAUACGGGGAUGAAUGCGUCGGAAUUCAGGCCGGGCAAAGCGUGGGAAAUGUCGCGAGACUGACUUCACACGGGCAUAGAUUUGAACAGACAAGGGACCGUAUGAAUAGAACCUUUGGUUUUAGGGGGAGGUAGUUGUGUGGGCCAACGGCACGCACCCCUUUUAUUUCACGUCAGACCGCUCGCGCAUUCAAGCCAACAUAUCGCAUUCCGAUACAACAGGUGAAAUACUUUUGGCACAAAUAAUAAUAAUAACAGUUUUUUUCCCUUCCCAAGAACUUGGUUAUGGUGUUUAUUCAGUGAAAUCAGCUUGAUGACAACUUGCCGGUUUGAACAAUGGCGGGGGAUAGGACAUCAAAAAGUCAAGAGAAGCGUAAGUCCUCCAAGCCGCAGAUGGAGAAGCGGAGACGGGCCCGCAUCAACGAGUGCCUGACCGAUCUCCAAGGAAUCCUGGAGACUGCCAAUAACGGCCAGGAGGAGACCACGGGGGGCCAUUCCAAGAGAGAGAAGGCGGAGAUACUGGAGCAAACGGUUCAACUUGUGAAGCGUCUUCGCCGUCAAGACCAAAUAGGAAUCUCCAAUGAACCGAUUCCCCAAGCGCAGUAUCGGGCGGGCUUCAACGAGUGCCUGAACGAAGUCAGUCGAUUCAUGGAGGCCAACAACAGCGCCCUCAACGUCGAAACGCGCUCGGGGCUCCUCAACCACCUUGCGGGAUCUCUGGGCUCCUGCAGUAGCAACAACAGCAGCAAUGGCUGGAGCGCCAGCGCACCACCAGGGCAUCGGCAGUUUGGACCGGGACUUGGCAGUAUCGUGCCCCGGGAGGUCGUGGUUCAUCACGGUAGGCCGAGUUCCGAUCGCCCGGCGCUGGCACCCGGUGCUGCAACCAUCGUGCAACAGUCACCACAAGCCCUCGCCACACCACCCAAAGUCAUGGUCCCACCGCUACCCCCGGCCCAACCACCACCCACCGCCCCGUCCAUGAGCUCCCAGCUGCAGGCCGGUGCCAAUGCCAAUAACGCUAUCCCCGUCCAGCAAUCUCCGAGGAAGGGUGAGCACCCGAUCGCAGCCUGCGUCCCACCGCUGGCCUCAGCGAACCCCGGGGUCACACUCCCGGUGAAUAUCCCCCAAGCCCCAGCAGGUCACGUCGCCCUGGUCCUUCCGGCUCACCUCCUCGGCUCGUUCGUCGGCGGCCAGUUUGCAACGGGCCAGGUGAUCCCCCUGUACCACCAGCAGAGCGGUUCCCCCGGGGUAGUCCAACAAAGGGCACUGACCACCUCAGUGGCACUUCCUGCCGGGUCAGUGGGCGUGUCCUCGUCAAGCCCCGCCCCUGUGCGAGGCUCGAAACUCGACAACCAAUGUGCAACCAGUUCCAGCAGUGUCGGGGCGGGACCGAUAUUCAUUGUGCCCAGCCCCAAUUUAGGAAAUCCCACCAACAUGGCGCCUAACAGUGCUAGACCAGUGGCACCAACAACGCCCUCUCCGUCGUCUGUCCACGCCUACCGAGGAGGCGUUCCAGUACUACCUUCAAAUCCGUCAAGCGCUCCAAAUAGCGUGGUAGCUAUGGAAACAAGAAACCAAAAUGGCGUCGUCUACGCCCCAGCCUCGCUACCAAUGCAGCUGUACGUUGCGCCCUCUGCCUACGGUGGUGGCGUCAACGGCCCGUUCGCGAAUGGUCUUUCUUUGCCAAAUCCAUCAACCUUAGCCAUGGGUCCUCAUUGGCGACCGUGGGGUUGGGAUCAGGACCAGAGAUAACCGAAUUUCGAAUCCUGUUUACAGACGCAGCGAUACAAUUCAAACCAAACAUGUUAAGAAAUCCACAUUCGAAAGUAAUUGUGUCUCGAAAACAGCUUGUUACUUUAAGCCCACAGAACAUUAAGAUUGUUAAUUUUUCCAAUACUGACAAUUUUCCGGCAUGAUAUCUAAAUUUUCACGCAGUUAACAAAACAGGCUACAACCCAAUCGGUACCCCAUAUAUCUGGACGACAGUGCCGUUAUGACAUGGAAUUAAAGUCGCAAAACAUUAAUAUUACCAAAUUUGACACCCAUACUUAAAGUUGUUAUCCACUUUCUGAACAUAUUUAUUUGAAACUAACAAUAAUCCUUUUAACAAACGAUAUAAACAUGUACUUAAAGGUGGGGCUAAUUCCCUGUGGUAAAUUAUAUUAUAUCGACUUGUUUUUAACCAAGACAAAAGAGAUACUUUUCGUUAACCUUUCUCUUAUUAACUAGAAACUCCCCUUUCCUAUACGAUUAUUAACAGGAACUUCCUAAAUGGUGGGGCGCCCUCUACAAUUAACACGAUUACAAUGAGGCUUGCUGUGACGUGGUUUGUGAUGUGUGAUGUGCAGUGGAACGUUCAAAGUGAUAUUUUUUACACAUUUAUAUUUCUGUACGCAACUCAGUGCUAACUGUUUUCUUUGUAUAAAAGAAGUGUUUAUGAGAUUUUUUUCUUUAUAUUGUCUUCCACAACUGAUUAUUUAAUAAGACUUUUAAUAAAAAAAAAAUGAAAAGUAAACGGAAAA
Messenger RNA from Patiria miniata (bat star), 2608 nucleotides. Its product is annotated as proline-rich protein 36-like. Gene Ontology annotation, biological process: regulation of neurogenesis; regulation of transcription by RNA polymerase II; anterior/posterior pattern specification. Gene Ontology annotation, cellular component: nucleus. Lineage: Eukaryota; Metazoa; Echinodermata; Asteroidea; Valvatida; Asterinidae. Bases 423 to 1838 code for a protein of 471 amino acids. Gene Ontology annotation, molecular function: DNA-binding transcription factor activity, RNA polymerase II-specific; protein dimerization activity; RNA polymerase II cis-regulatory region sequence-specific DNA binding. The record is from RefSeq and is a predicted model, not a curated record. The transcript is spliced from 4 exons.